Molecule: messenger RNA, 1521 nt
Organism: Cladocopium goreaui
Lineage: Eukaryota; Dinophyceae; Suessiales; Symbiodiniaceae
Source: the annotation of a GenBank genome assembly
AUGACGGAAAUGUUCGAGGUGAAACGUGUUAAGGUUCCAUCAGUUUUGACCGUUGACACUGGCCCCAGCGGGUUCCUGGCCUGGCGGGUCGAUGAGAGCUCUGCGGAUCCACAGGUGGUGCCCGCCGAGAGAAAUGCAGUUAGGGCUUCUCGCGCUGUGCGCCUCGCUUGUAGCACCCUGGUGGCGCAGGAGCAGCCUGGAAUCUUCAAGCGCCUAGCCGCCGCGGGAGAGGAUCUUCUGGAAAAGGCCUUGAACGACUUUGACGCCUGCUCCUGCAGCUGCUGCCAAGCCACCGCUCGCACGGUGCAGGAACAGGAACGCUCCGCGGAUGGCACGUCGCUGGUGACGCACAAGUGCAUCCAUCCAUACCCUGCCACAGAGAAAUGUCCAGCAGAGUGUGUUGCACGUGAUGCAGACCACAGUUUGGAGAAGGAGCAGUUUGUGAGUCGUGGAGCCGCGCUGGAUUAUGGGCGCUAUUGCUUCCACCAUUGCGUCCCUACGAUGAUGAUCAAUGGUGGCAGCUGUUCCCUGCCGGAGCAGCUUGCGCAGCAGCGCCAAAACGCCUCGGUGUUGCCCAGUGCUGUGGACAGCGCGUGGCAUCCGGACCUCGAAAUGGCCAAGGAGGCGCAGCCCUCACCGCCACCCGUGGUGAUGCCGAAGGAAGUGCCGCUGGCAACGAAAGAGGAAGCGGAAAUGAAGGAGAUCACCUGGGACCUCCGCGCCAUCCGCGCGCAGCGCGACCGCGCGGAGGAGGCGGCGGCCAUGGCGCGGGCCGUCUACGAUGCGGAGCGCGUCAAGUUGCACACCCACGAGAUUAAGCGCACGGCCAAGAUGCUCGAUCGGGUGAAGAAAAGCGUCAGCCAAGAUGCCAAGAGCUAUGAGCCUGAGGUGCUCAAGGCCAAGGCAAACGCAAGUGCAGCGGGCGAUGCUGCAGUCGAGACAUAUAAUGUCCUGAAGAAGGCUAAAGCCCAACUUCGCAAGGUAAGACAAGAGACCAGAGAGGUCGCGAGAAAGAUGCUCGUGGAGGCGACGGCCGCUGCGGCUCAGUCGGAGGCCGAGAGCUAUGUGCGGCGACUGCACCAGGACGACACCCCGGCGUACCGACGUCAGGUGGCAAAUGCUGCUAGCUUGCCAUAUGUCACCACCGCUUCUACAGGCCGCGAACGCGAAUCGCAGUACUUGGGCGUGGCUGAAGAGGAUGAGCGAAGAGCAAGGGAGGCUGAGAUCAAAAUGGAUGCUCUGGACAAGCAGGCGAAAGAGCUGCAGAUUGCUGGAGAUAGGGUUGCGGCUGGCAUGAUGAAGCGCGAAGCGACCAGCUGGCGCCACCAGGCAGAAGAUGCGAAAGCCUCUGCUGAGAGGAACCGUGCCACUGCGGCAGCUGCAAGGAAGUCCGCUAUUGGAUGGCAACACGCCGCUGAAGAUGCGUCAGAACAUGUGGCCCAUAUGUACGACCUGUCGGUGGCAACAACACCCACACCGCCACCGUUGGUCGCGAUUCCCUUGCCCCCGGCCUUCCGAUGA